UGCGGGGGCAGACGGAGUGGAUUGCUGCAGUCCUCGACAGCGGAAAGAGACUCAAAUAAGGAUUUUUUUUUUUUAAAUCGCGCUGUAUCGACUCAUAUCUCCCGCUUUUGUUUCACUGUCAGCCGCUUCGUUGUGGAAUUCAACAAACGGAACUUUUCGCUUCUCUGGAGUUUGGAGAGCCGUUUUCGUCAGAUAUGGACAGUCGGCGGCUCGCUGCAGGGAGCGACUGGCCGGUGUUCACUCAGUAGUCACGGGAAUAAAACUGUAAACUCACCGUCUGGGACUUUUUUACUGGAUGUUUGAUGAAGCGCUUCGAAAUUUUGGUCAGUUCUGGGACGCCGUGGAUUUACCAGGUUCAGGGACGGAUAGAUACUCGUGAUUCCCGAUCGACGACAAGAAGGAUUUACGCUUCUAAAGUUGCAGGAAAAACAUGGAGACUGUAAGUCGGCAAAGCUUCCAGCCUCAUCCGGGACUGCAACAAACUCUCAAGCAGUUUCACCUCAGCUCUAUGAGCUCUCUGGGCGGACCGGCGGCUUUCUCUGCCCGGUGGCAACAUGAGCUCCUCUUCAAGAAGGACGGUAAGGAGCCUGAGCCGGUUCUGCAGCAUCUGCCGCCGCCGGUGAUGCCGGGCCCGCUGUUCAUCCCUUCGGACCGCUCCACCGAGAGGUGCGAGACGGUGCUGGAAGGCGAGACCAUCUCGUGCUUCGUGGUCGGCGGGGAGAAGCGACUCUGCCUGCCGCAGAUCCUCAACACGGUGCUGCGGGACUUCAGCCUGCAACAGAUCAACUCCGUGUGCGACGAGCUGCACAUCUACUGCUCCCGGUGCACGGCGGACCAGCUGGAGAUCCUCAAAGUCAUGGGGAUCCUGCCCUUCUCGGCGCCGUCCUGCGGCCUCAUCACUAAGACGGACGCUGAGCGGCUCUGCAACGCCCUGAUCUACGGAGGCGCCUACCCGCCGCGAUGCAAGAAGGAGCUGAGCGGAGGCUCUCUGGAGCUGGAGCUCACCGAGAGGAGCUUCAAAGUCUACCACGAGUGUUUCGGCAAGUGCAAGGGCUUGUUCGUGCCGGAGCUGUACACCAGCCCCAACGCAGCGUGCAUCCAGUGCAUGGACUGCAGACUCAUGUACCCGACCCACAAGUUCGUGGUGCACAGUCACAAGGCGCAGGAGAACAGGACUUGCCACUGGGGCUUCGACUCAGCAAACUGGAGGGCGUACAUCCUCCUGGGCCAGGAUUACACGGGGAAAGAGGAGAAGGCCCGUCUGGAGCAGCUCCUGGACGAGAUCAAGGAGAAAUUUGACUUCGCCAACAAGUACAAGAGGAAAGCAUCAUCCAGGGCAUCUGAUCCCCCCCUGAUCAAAAAGCCCAAACAUGAAGACUUCCCAUCACAAUCCCCACUGGCCGACAAAGAGAAGCAGCACGACUGGCUACAGUCCCUGUCCGCCUCCAACAAGGGGCUUAACUGCAUCCAGCCCAGGCAGAGGCCGUCAGCUUUCAGGCCCUGGUCCCCCCAUAUCUCUGCUGGUGAUAAGGAGCCCUCCAGUCACCCACUGGCCCUGCUGAGAGACAGCUUCUACAACUACAAGAGUCUGGAGAAUGGUGUGGCCCCCAAUGUUGCCCUCACACCAUUACCCCUGGGGAAGGUGGGUCCCUUGUCCCCGUCGGUACCCAGCACCUCCCACCCAAGUGGCGGUGAACCUCCGGGCGAAGGAGCCAACUCCAGGCCUCGCAAGAGAAGAGCCACAGGGGAGCUCCAGCCACCGGCACCAGAGGCCCCCUGCCCUCCGUCCUUCACUGCCAGCAAGCCACCGCCGCCUCAGGAUGACAGGGACUCUGAGGUGGAGAUUGAAGUGGAGAGCCGUGACGAAUUCACUUCGUCCCUGUCCUCCCUGUCGUCACCAUCUUUCACCUCGUCCAGCAGCUCAGCCAAGGACCUGAGCUCGCCAUGCGCCCAAGGGCCCAUCUGCACUGUCACGUCGGCCGCGGGCACCGCCCCUGCAGCCGCACCCGUCACACCCAUUGCAGCCCCGGUGACCCCUCCAGAGCUGGGGCUGGAGUCGGAGCUGGAGAGCCUGAGGCAGGCGCUGGACAGUGGGCUUGACUCCAAAGAGUCAAAGGAGAAGUUUCUGCACGAGAUUGUUAAGAUGAGGGUGAAGCAGGAGGAGAAGCUAGGAUCAGCCCUGCAGGCCAAACGCAGCCUCCAGCAGGAGCUGGAAUUCUUGCGGGUGGCCAAGAAGGAGAAGCUGCGGGAGGCGACCGAGGCAAAGCGAAACCUGAGGAAGGAAAUUGAGCGUCUGCGAGCCGAGAGCGAGAAGAAGAUGAAGGAAGCCAACGAGUCUCGGAUCCGUCUGAAGCGGGAACUGGAGCAGGCCCGGCAGCUGAGGGUCUGCGACAAAGGCUGCGAGGCCGGACGUCUUCGUGCGAAAUACUCGGCACAGAUCGAGGACCUCCAGAUGAAGCUGCAGCACGCCGAGGCCGACCGCGAGCAGCUCCGAGCCGACCUUCUGCAGGAGCGGGAGGCCAGGGAGCACCUGGAGAGGGUGGUGAAGGAGCUACAGCAGCAACUGUGGCCCAAAUCCAACAGCAACAAGGAUGUGACGCCCAAGGACAUGUCAGCUGACAACUAACCCAGCAGCCAAACUCACCGCCCGACCGUUCACCCCGUCAUCACGAUCCCCGACAUCACCUGCCCUACUGAGACCAUAACCACACCCAGGAGACCUGGGCCAGCCACAUCGCACCACUGUCCAUCACGCUCGCCCUCCACAUCACAAAAAUGAAAGACUCUCACCCUCUGACCAGAGACCAGAGAGAAGAAAUGAGGACCUGUGAGCUCAGUCAUGCCCAUGAAAAGUCAGGUGAAUGUUUUCCUUGGAGAAUGACUGGAAACAGCAAAGUACAAUUCUGCAACAAGGAAGCAUCUGUUUCUAAACCAAGCACUGACUCGCACCUUCCAGACUCACAGAACUCCAAACUGGAUCACAAGAGUGAAAGAAAAACAGAUGUAUAGCAUAAGGUGUGGUCGUCCCUGUAUUUUCUCUGACGAGAAAAUGAAGUGAGACUUUUGGACAGACGUCUGUGACAGUGAAUGCUAAACGAUGAUCACAUUAUAUUAGAGUUAUACAGCUGUCGAGAGGUGCUGCAGCGGUGCAGCCGGGAGGGCGGGGCUCACACUUAACCUACAGUUCCCAAAAAAACGUCUCCCACCACCGUCCUUCGCCAUGACGAAGGAUGAGGAGGAUUUUGAAGACAUUAUAAGCUAUUUAAGAGACUACAUAGCGAUAUGUUAAAAAAAAAAAAAGAAAAAGAAAAAAAAGGACAGUUUCUUUGUUUCUCUGUGCUCUUGGAGUUAAAAAAAAUAUAAAAGAUACAAAUAAAUCAGAAGAUGAACAAAACAAGCAGAUGAACUUUCCACAGUGCCACCGUGGUUUUGUCGGUUUUUCAGGAAGCCAUCACAGUCCACUGAAGGGAAAAGCAUUGAGUUUGAAGUUUGAGAGCGACCUGAUUUUUCCUCCUGUUGUUGUUUUACGAAAGUCAUGGAUUGUCAUGGAGGUGGGGGGGGGGGGGGAGGGGACUUGCAUCGGGGUCGAUAUCUUUCUCUCUUUGCGUCAAACCCUGGCCUGGAUAUUGGAAAUAAAAACAUGCUGUACUAAAGGCACCUUUUUUUAAGCGAGCACUUGUUUUGGAUGAUCAAUAACAGUAUCCAACAGUGUCCAUCCCAGUGUGGCUCUUACUAUGUCACACACACACACACAGACACACACACACACUGGCUGCCAUAUGUGUUUUUAAGCAUUUGGGUCAAAACCCGGAUGUCUUUAUCUUCUAAAGAUAAAAUAAUCCAGAUGUGUGUGUGUGGCCUUGUUUUCUUGUCUUGUAACAUUUGAGUGAUGAAAGCCAGCAUGUUUUUACUCCAACUGACACCAGAACCAUCAAAUCACAGUGGACUGGAUGGGCCACCCUUGGCAAGAACCACAAAAUGUUCAUUUUAAUUAAAUUAAGGUAUGUAAAUAUAAAUAUAUGUUGGGUUUUUUUGUUUUUGUUUUUUUUUUUUUUACUUUACAAUAAUGAAUCGCACUUUGUCAUAACAAAAAUACUGUUAUAAUGCAUUGUACUCCCACAAUUGUCUUCAGUCUUACUUUGAAAACAUCAUCUUAUACAUAACUGCUACCAUAUAAACCCAGUAAGCAUUUUGUUGAUUAUAUGCAUCUCGAAUAAAUACUGUUGCUCUGUUUUCUUUAAGGCGAAGUAUUGUAAAUAAAUGGAAAGAAAAAAAGGCUCUGCCUGUUGCUUGCUGACGCAGUCUGGGAUUGUUAGAAAGUUUUUUUUUUGGAAAGACAUUCUCCCUUUUCUGAUGUAAUAUAAUGACACAAACAUCGCUUCAGCACCGGGUUAAAAGCCGUAACGAAAUUUGACAAAACUUUGUUAACAACAUACUAUACAUCAUCAAAGUGAUUUUUUUUUUCUUUCUUUUUUUUUUUUUUUUCUUAGGAGCCUGAACAAAAAGUCACAUGUACCAAGAUUCAGAUCUUGGUUUUAUCACAACAGGCAGAGACCAUGAAUCUGCCAUCACACAGUGGGUACAAUGCAAUCAGAAUGUACAUUGUGUUAAUGCUAAUUUUUUUCUUUGGUUGUUGAUGUUGUUUUUAAACGUGGAGAUAUUUUAUUGCUUGUCUGUUAUGUUCACUUUUUUCAAUAGAAAACUCAUAUUUUCUUUAUGCAUGAAAUUUGAGAAAGUUUGCCAUACAUAUAGUCAGUUAUUGGGCAUUGAUACUGUACAUGUAAGGGUUUUAUUGUGUUAUGCAACAUAAAGCAAUUUGUCUUAUUUACAAGAGGAAGAAGUAAGUUUUAAAAAAAAGCAACAAACCAUAUAUUGUUCUUAAGAAAAAAAAACUUCACACUUGCAAAAAAAAAACAAAACAAAAGACAACAAAAAAAAAGAAGAAAAAAAAAAGAAAUGCAAUGCUGGAAAACCUCAAGUGCCUGGACGAGGGCGAAAGGUUUCCAGAGAAGGAAAACUGAUGAUGAAGCUGUUGGGGCGGGGCCUCUCAUCAACUUCCUGUUUGCAGGUUUCAAAUUAAAUGACCCUCCCUCACUCAGCAGCUCUUUUUAUCAGUAUUCCUAAAACCAACCAGUUUACAAAACGUUUUUUUCCUUUUUCAAUGCAGAGAACAAUUGAACAAAUUCUAGAUGCUUAAGGCUUUUUUUCUCUGGAUGAGUGCUUUUUUUUUUCUUCAUUUGAAAUCAAUGAUAAGCAUGCUCAAACAAUUUUUAUAGAAGAUCUUGAAAAGCCACUUGCUUCGGUGAAUUGUUACUUUGGGUUGUACAUAAAGACUUAACUGUUUAUUCCCAGUUUGCUGACUUGUCCUGAGGCGGACAUGUCGAGGGUAAUUAAGAGGGCAUUAUGUCGAAAGCCCGUUUCUUAUCCAACAUUACUGAUGUUGCUCAGAGAACGACACUGCGUCUGUGACUUUGGCAGACCUAAAAUUGGUACAUUUUGUAGUUGUUUUUACACUCAAAAGAGUUGAUAGCCUAUGUGUAGUUUACUUUACUCAUGGUUUUCUACAAAAGAAGGGAGACGGUAAUGACAUUGGCUCUUCACUCUCCCACGCAAAGAGAAAAAAGCAGUUUAACAACGUCUUGUUUUCUAAAGGAGAAUCAUUUUGCUAAAUAAUGGACAGUAAAGCAGCAAUAACAGUCCAUAUUAAUAGACAAAUACUAGCCAGUGUGAAGAUUUGAAUAAGAAUUUUCAAAUGUAAAUAUUUUUUUCAUUUACAAUAUUGUAUAAUAUAUGUACAUGGUGUUUCCUUUUUCAAAAAGAAAUCUUUUUCUUACAAUAGCUGUCUUGUUUUUGUUUCUUUUUUUUUUUUUUGGAAUUUGUGUUUUAACUGAAAUGUUUCAAAAACAGUUAAUGCAGUGCGUAAGAGAAUAUUCCCUACAUAAACAUGUUAAUCCAUUUCUUUUCUCCUUUUUUUUUUUACUGUAGUCUUUAUAUUGAAUGACUUUUUUCACCAGUUCAUAUAUAUUUUUAACAGUAUGUUCAGUAUCAGAUAGCAGACCUGCAGUAUGGGUCACACACAAACACACGCGCGCGCACACACACACACACACACAUAAACAUACAAACACACGACUACGCCACUUGCAGAUUGUCUCCCCCUAAUCCUCAUGUAUCUCUUUAGCCCUGUGCUGCUGCUAAUACUAUAUAAACCUUACAAUUCUAGAAAUAUUUUUAUGUAAGAGGUAAAUGUAAGCUUUCCCACUUAUUAAUACAACAUAUACAGUAUGAAAAAAAAGCUUGGCUUAUUCAUCUAUCUCUCGUUUCCCUCAUCUUUUCACGCCUUUUCCCUCAUCUCUCCUUCAACAACGCCCUUCCCCUUCUCUCACGACACGGACUAUAUUGUAAAGUAAAGGACUUUAUGAGAUUAUGUUUGAAAAUAGCUAUGCUUAUAUACUACAGUGACUGAAUGUACAGUGUAUAGAUGCAUUACCAGAAAUAAAGUUGUUUGUCCAGA
This is a messenger RNA of Toxotes jaculatrix (banded archerfish), 6514 nucleotides long. It is a transcript of the gene skia, whose product is annotated as v-ski avian sarcoma viral oncogene homolog a. Bases 431 to 2626 code for a protein of 731 amino acids. The transcript has 7 exons. Gene Ontology annotation, cellular component: nucleus. NCBI's taxonomy places the organism in Eukaryota, Metazoa, Chordata, Actinopteri, Toxotidae. The record is from RefSeq and is a predicted model, not a curated record. Gene Ontology annotation, molecular function: DNA-binding transcription factor activity, RNA polymerase II-specific; RNA polymerase II cis-regulatory region sequence-specific DNA binding; SMAD binding. Gene Ontology annotation, biological process: negative regulation of BMP signaling pathway.